This is a messenger RNA of Cherax quadricarinatus, 2394 nucleotides long. NCBI's taxonomy places the organism in Eukaryota, Metazoa, Arthropoda, Malacostraca, Decapoda, Parastacidae. The record is from RefSeq and is a predicted model, not a curated record.
AUGGACUUCUGUGCCAGCCUUUGUGGAGUGUGGACACCUCGCUCUACACCUGCCUUUAGUGUCAGCAAUGAGUUUUCCCUGUUUGCUUCCCAGAAUGCUGGGCUAAACUUCUGUUUGCCAAGAACAUCAAUGUUUUGUUACCUGUUGGGAUUCUCAGAGACGACAGCCAAAGAUGCUGCUGAGGAACUAAGGAGAGUGAGGCAGCUUGAAGCUCCUCUGCACCGCAGACGUCAACGUAUGAUGCACCUCAGGCAGGUGUACAAGGUGGGCGCAGGUCGAGUGUGGGGGGAGAGGGCGCCCGCCCAGCAGCUGAUGCACGUGGGCGUGCAGGCGUGUAAGAACAGCCUUGAUUCCCUAAAGGUGCAGAACUAUCUUCAGUAUCUCAUCAAUGGACAGUUUGGUGCCAGUGGAGUGGCGGUCUUCAACCUCAUUAGAGAUUUGAUUUCAUUAAACUCUCUCGUGAGUGUAGUGAUGUGCCUAAGCCUGGUGCUACCACAGGUGCUCCAAGAGCCCCAGCCCAUCACAACAGCCGCCUGGGUCAUCACAAACACUACCAACAAUGACAACUGCCCACCUGUACUUAUUUCCUACGAUAAUAUAAAGGUAAACAACUGCAGUAUAUCGUACGUGAAUUCACUGGGUUCUGGGGACAAUGAAACCUGGAUUUGGGAUUCAGCAUCAUGGGUGUCAGAAAUGUUGCUUGGUAAAGGACGUCGAGAGUACUCACCUCUGUUCCUGGGCUUCUACCCCGUGCUGCUUGUACAUGACAAUUACCCCGUGGCAGCAGCACAGCUCCUGGCCGUGGUGAUUGUUUUCUUGGCAUCAUUAGUGAUGGUGGUGAAAAGAGUGGGUCAAUGGCUCCGUUAUAACCCUUCCUUCUGGGGAGAACUCACCUUCUCUAAGAUGGUAUUCGCCGGAUGGGACUUUAAUCUGAGACAUGUACACUGCAUCACUUCCAAGCAACAUGUUUUGAGGAACGAUAUUCGUGCCGCUCUUGAUGAGUAUCAGUUCCAACGAUCAAAGAGCAGUAGAACUACAGCACAGCUGCUGAAGCUCUACGUAAAGAGACUCAUCGUAAAUUGCUUGAUUUUUGUGGCAAUGUCUGUUGGUUACAUGAUCAUAGUUAUAUUCACUAAUUAUCGCCCAUUCUUAGAAGAGUUGCUUAAUAACUAUUAUUCCCAAGAUUCAUGGCAAAAAGAAACUUUGGACUCCUUGAUAAGCUACCUGGACAUACUGACAGUGUGGCUGGUGAAUCUGCUGCUGCCCAUGCUGCUAUCCUUGCUGGGCUCCCUAGAAGAGUAUAGUAGCCGUGUAUCUAUGCUGCUUUUCAUACUCCGUAACGCUGCUAUUCGUCUCAUUUCUCUGGGAGUACUGGUGGCGUCUCAUCUCAUCCUCGUCUCUUCUCACAGCACAAGAGACUGUCGAUCUGAUAUGCCAUGCUGGGAAACUGCCCUCGCACAGAAACUUUACGCUCAGCUAAUGUGGGACUUUGUGAUACGUGUUGUGUGGACAGCACUGCUGCUCACUCAUAAGCUACUCUCAAUACCAUUUACGUGUCUCAAGAUCUCAAUCUUCGAGCCAGAAUUCGACGUGCCAGGCAGAGUGCUGGAUGUGCUCACCUUGCAGACCCUCUGCUGGCUGAGUGUCCCCGUGUCACCGCUCCUGCCACUCUUGGUCCUGGUGUCACUCUGUGUCCUACUGUGGUGUGAUGUAAUUGUAGCACUACUUACUUCAAAGUCUUCUAGUCACAUAUUUCAGGUGUCACACUCCUCUGCUAUAUUCAUGGUGGUGAUGGCUGUGUCCUGGGUCGGGGCGGCCACUGUCACUGUCGUUGUUCUCUUCUUUAUUCCACCGUCUCUGGGUUGCGGCCCCUUCAGAGGACUGAGUGUGGCCUGGGACGCACUUGCCUACUACACUUGUAACCUGGAGGGCUCCGUCACCUUGUUCAGUUUGAUGCCCACCCGAGGGGGAGCCCCGAUCUUACACCAAAAAUACCCACAACCCAGCAACCGCCCCGACGGGUCACCAUUAUCCUUGGAAAAUGGAAAAACUUUUGCAAGGGACUAUACCUGUGUCCACACUGGCAAAACACCAUAUCCUCACAGUGUUGGGCGACAGGGAGGAGCUGCUGACCACAGGGGGAGACAUUUGGUCAUGGCCGCUUUAUAUUAUCUCUGGAUCCUGCAGCUCCGUUCUGUUCUCGUCAAGCGACUCGAGAACAAACUAAAGGAGAUCUUCAAAGACAAAGUGUUCUUAAUGGAAAGACAACAGAGGUAUCGUGACUGUCAAAUCUUCCACUUGCAGGAUCCACUUACACACUGCCCGGACUUUCGACGGUAGCUGUGUCAAAGAGUCCAAAACAAUGAAUUAGAAAUACAUGCCAGCUUCAGUGCA